AGGAACUGGAAAAUAUUGAACUUAGAGAUGCUCUGCUUUUGCGCUACGAGUAAAAGACCCUUUCUUUCGUUUCGUGCAGAGUCAAUUUCGCUACAAAUCUGAGUUUUCGGCCGUAAAGUGUAUCUAGUGAUUGCCUGAAGCAACUGAGGAGGACUCUUCCAAGCAAUUCGCAGUAAUAGUUCUAACCUCAGGUAUUUCACAUCGAAGUCCAAGCAUAGCUGGGCUGCUUCCAAAUGUGGAUUCAAAUGAAUACCUCUUCCUUCAUUUUUGCAGUUAGAAAGCAAGCUAUGUGCUCUCUUAAAGACAUUGUGCCUGCAGCUGAGAACAUCAUAAAUACACAAUUCAUAGUUUUGAACAAAGGCAAGACAGCAUCAGAGGGCCAAAAUAAGACAUGCUUGGCACUUGUGGCUGAUGAGACAGCCGCAGUUCACUUCCAGCUCUGGGGGGAUGAGUGUGAUGCCUUUGAGCCUGGUGAUAUUAUCCGUCUAACAAAUGGAAUAUUCUCUUGCAACCGGAGAAGUUGGGUGCUGAGGGCGGGCAAGAGAGGGAAGGUAGAGAAGGUGGGAGAAUUUACCAUGGCAUAUGUUGAGACACCCAACAUGAGCGAGAUUGAAUGGGUUCAUGAUCCAAGUAAGUCCAAGUUCGUGCUGAAGGCUGUUAUUUCACCCCAUUCACGCAUAUUUCCGCCAUUACCUUAACUUUUUCACCUUUUGUUUCAUGUAAUGGUCCUUCUCACUGCAUUUCAAAAUUAUCAACAUUGAUGAGAUUGUAAUUUCAUGUAUUUCGUACUCUCAUCACAUCAUCUUUAAUCAACAAAGGGAUCUGACUUGCAAUGGGCAAUCUCGAAAUUUGUUUCAA
Messenger RNA from Carya illinoinensis, 858 nucleotides. Its product is annotated as SOSS complex subunit B homolog. NCBI's taxonomy places the organism in Eukaryota, Viridiplantae, Streptophyta, Magnoliopsida, Fagales, Juglandaceae. Gene Ontology annotation, biological process: response to ionizing radiation; double-strand break repair via homologous recombination; mitotic cell cycle checkpoint signaling. Bases 234 to 698 code for a protein of 154 amino acids. The transcript has 2 exons. The record is from RefSeq and is a predicted model, not a curated record. Gene Ontology annotation, cellular component: SOSS complex. Gene Ontology annotation, molecular function: DNA binding.